AUGGCUGGUGGUGAAGAGGGCCCCGCUGGUGGCUCAGUAUCUGAGCCUCUCGAUCUUGUGCGCCUCCUUCUUGACGAGGUUGUAUUUGUGAAGUUGCGCGGCGAUCGUGAAUUGAAAGGACGCCUUCAUGCCUAUGACAGCCAUAUGAAUUUAGUCUUAGGUGACGUCGUGGAAACCAUCUAUACGGUAGACGAAGAUGACGACGAUGAGGAAAUCAAAACAACAACUAAGAAGUCCGAGAUGCUAUUUGUGCGAGGGGAUAGUGUCGUCCUUGUCUCCCCUCAGAACUCCUCAUGA
Daldinia childiae is the source of this 297-nucleotide messenger RNA. Its product is annotated as putative U6 snRNA-associated Sm-like protein LSm3. The record is from RefSeq and is a predicted model, not a curated record. The coding region runs from base 1 to 297 and encodes 98 amino acids. Lineage: Eukaryota; Fungi; Ascomycota; Sordariomycetes; Xylariales; Hypoxylaceae. Gene Ontology annotation, biological process: P-body assembly; mRNA splicing, via spliceosome. The transcript is spliced from 4 exons. Gene Ontology annotation, molecular function: RNA binding. Gene Ontology annotation, cellular component: U4/U6 x U5 tri-snRNP complex; precatalytic spliceosome; P-body.